Molecule: messenger RNA, 4905 nt
Organism: Chelmon rostratus (copperband butterflyfish)
Lineage: Eukaryota; Metazoa; Chordata; Actinopteri; Chaetodontiformes; Chaetodontidae
Gene: usp28
Product: ubiquitin specific peptidase 28
Exons: 26
Coding region: 69-3689 (1206 amino acids)
Biological process (GO): DNA damage checkpoint signaling; regulation of protein stability; protein deubiquitination
Cellular component (GO): nucleus; cytosol
Molecular function (GO): cysteine-type deubiquitinase activity; protein binding; cysteine-type endopeptidase activity
Source: RefSeq, a predicted model, not a curated record
GGUGUGAGUCGCAGUCAGGGCAGAAAGUGUUUGUGGAAAACGGGAAGAAAUUCGGCUUCUUGUCUGCAAUGAGAGGUGAACAGACUGAAAAUGGAGAAAACUCAACGAACUCGAGCGAAAUGCUGAUCAACCAGCUGAGGGAGAUCACUGGCAUCCAGGACCCUCAGAUUCUCUACAGAGCCUUGAAUGCCAGUCAGGGGGACAUUGGACAUGCUGUUGGACUGCUGACAACCCAGUCUGCAGAUGUUCAGGAUCCUGGAGAACCACAGGAAUCAGAGACCUCUGGAGAGGCCUGGGAGGGCCAGAAAGGACAUCCUAAAGAUGAACUGCAGGCCGCCAUAGAACUCAGCCUGCAGGAGUCCCACAAUGCCCAGGAAGAGGAGAGGGAGUUCAACAGGGCUCUGGAGGCCAGCGCUGAGGAGAAUGCAGCAAGAAUGAAGAGGAAGAGGUGCGAAGCCCAGAGCGAGAUGUGCAGCCCUGCAGACUGGAUCCGUCAGGACGAUUGGCCCGUGGGCAUUCGCAAUGUUGGAAACACCUGCUGGUUCAGUGCCGUCAUCCAGUCACUGUUCCACUUGCCCGUGUUCAGGAGGCUGGUUCUCAACUACCAUCUGUCUGAGCGAGUGCUGGAGAAGUGCAAGAGCCAUUCUGACAAGAGGAACAUAGCUUUCAUGCAGGAGCUGCGCUGUCUGUUCGCCCUCAUGGUGGGCUCCACCCGCAGGUUUGUGGAUCCUUCUGCUGCAGUGGAGCUACUGCGAGAUGCCUUCAGGACCAGCGAGGCCCAACAGGACGUCAGUGAGUUUUCCCACAAACUGCUUGACUGGCUGGAGGAUGCCUUUCAGCUGGCCGCAAAUGGAAAUAAUGCAGAAGACAAACAACAAAACCCCAUGGUUCAGCUCUUCUACGGUACCUUUGUGACAGAAAGAAGACACGAGGGUAAGACUUUGUGUAAUAUCGAGCAGUUUGGCCAGUACCCCCUGCAAGUCAACGGCUUCAACAACCUGGAUGAAUGCCUGGAAGGUGCGAUGGUUGAGAAGGAGAUUGAGUCACUGCAUUCAGAUCACAGCGUCACAUCUGGCCGUGAGAGAUGGUUCAAAAAGCUGCCACCGGUCUUGACAUUUGAACUGUCUAGAUUCGAGUUCAACACUCAGCUCGGACGUCCUGAAAAGAUACACAAGAAACUGGAAUUCCCACAAAUCGUUUACAUGGACAGAUAUCUUCACAAAAACAUAGAACAGACUCAUGAGAGGAGAGGAGAAGUGAAAAAACUCAAGGAGCAACUUGCAGCCCUUCAGCAGAAACUCGAGUGCUAUAAAAACUACGGCUCAGGACCUACCAAGUAUCCUCUGGCUGACAUGCUGCAGUUUGUGCUGGAGUUUGCUACCACCAAGCCUACAAGUGUUUCUCCAGCUGAAGAUCUGAGACCAACUUCAUCUUCACCGACUCCUGCAAGCCACCCCCUCAGCGAAUGCAUCUCCAAAGACAACAGUGAACCUGGAGACCCAGAUUCCUCUGAGGGCCUGGUUUCCAGUGUUUCCAGUUGCCAACGGACCCCCAUAUACAAGCCCUUCACCCAGUGCCGGCUCCCCAUUGACUGCCCACCACACCCGGCCCCCCACAACAUCACCGAAGAAGAGCUGCACUUCGUUAAGACCUGCCUACAGCGUUGGAGGACCGAGGUCGAGAAUGACAUAAAUGAGCUAAAGGCCAGCAUUGACAAGCUCACUCAGAUGCUCGAGGGCAUGUACUCAGACAACAGUCUCUGCCAGGUACCCUACAGACUCCACGCGGUGCUCGUCCACGAAGGCCAGGCGUCAGCAGGACAUUACUGGGCCUACAUCUACGACCACGCCAACCAGCGCUGGAUGAAGUACAACGACAUAAGCAUCACUGAGUCAUCGUGGGAGGAGCUGGAGCGAGACUCAUUUGGAGGCAUGACCAACGCCAGCGCCUACUGCCUGAUGUACAUUGAUGACAGGCUACCCCACCUUAUUACAGACGACACAGACGAUGAGACCGGCCAGGUGCUGCAUGGCAUGGACUCCCUGCCGCCCAUCCUCAGACGCUACGUCCACGAAGAUAACCGCUGGUUCCAGCAGGAGCUCAGCGAAUGGGAGGAGCAGUUCUGCCAGACCGCAGCCCCACAGGGAGAGUCUACAACCUCUGCAGAGCCCCCAGACCCCACUCCAGAUGAUAUACAACAAACACCAGUUGAGCCAGCGCCCCAGUCGGGGCCGUCCACUGAAGAGCUGGACCAGGGAGCUUCUUCAGAGCCACAGCCAGACCCAGAGGCAGAGCAGGAUGUGGAGGCCGCUUCCAGGGAGAAGCCUGAAGAAGAAUCAGACUUAUCACCCCCACCACCACAGAGUCCCGGCCGCCUGCCAGACGACACCAGCGCUGCAGCAGUCACUGACACCCUGGUGCCCAGCCAGAGCUCCACCUCAGCGGGGAAGGAACUUCAGAGUCAGACUUCUGCCCUUGAAGCAGAGCCUGGUAACCAGGAAGCAUCUGACCCCCACGAGGAGAAGGACGACGCGCAGGCCGCAGGCCUCGGCCCUCAAGCUGAAGGCGAGCCGGAGGCUUCCGGAGAAGCUCCUGAACAUGAAGCAAAGCAGGAGGAUGAGGAGCAGCAGCAGCAGCAGCAGGAGGAAGAGGUCCCGGCUAGACAGCGACAGACUGAGAACGAGGUCUCGGAAGUGGAGAUCCCGAACGUGGGCAGGAUCAUGGUGAGAGCUGAUGCUGACGGAUACAACGAAGAGAUGAUGCUGACUCCAGCUAUGCAGGGCAUCAUUCUCGCCAUAGCCAAGGCCAGACAGACGUUUGAUAAGGAGGGCCCUGAGGCUGGCCUCAUCAAGGCCUUCCACGAGGAGUAUUCCCGCUUGUAUGAACUCUCCCAGGAGGAGACCACGCCCCAGGAGGACGCUCGUCUGCAGCACGCCCUGGUCUACUUCUUCCAGAACAAGGCACCCAAGCGCAUUAUCGAGAGGACGCUGCUGGAGCAGUUUACCGACCGCAACCUGAGCUUCGAUGAGAGGGCCAUCAGCAUCAUGAGGGAAGCCCGAUCCAAGCUGCGCCUCAUCAAGCCAGAGGACAUGGAUAUGGAUGAGUACUUGCAGUGGCAUGACGACUACAGACUGUUCAGAACGGUGUUCGUCUACCUGCUGACGGGGCUGGAGCACUACCAGCACGGGAAGAUGCGGGAGGCGCUGACCUACCUGGCUCAUGCGUACGAGACCAACGCCACCCUGCUGAAGAACGGAGAGAAACGUGGAAUAGACAAGUCUCUCAUUGCAGUUUACAGGAGGAAAUGCCUCACUGCUUUGAAUGAGAGCGCGUCACGCCUGUUCUGCAGCGGCGAGGAGAACAGUGUGGAGGAGGGCGUCGCCAUCAUGGACGAGGCCGUCAUUCCCUGCCUUCACCUGAUGAGCCGGGACUCGGCUUUGUCCCAGGAAGACCGGGACGCCAUGGAGAGCAUCCGCAGCCACUGGUGCUGCUGCCUGGGCCAGGACAUGGACGACUCUCUGCAGGUGAAGCUGGGUGAGCUUCUGCCCCGGGUUCUGGACGGUUCAGCUGAGGCAGUCAUUCUUAAAGACCCACCCAAAGUCCACGUCAACCAGGCCUACGACCUGUGCAGUCGCCUGGCCGCCGUCAUGGAGUCCAUCCACAACACCUCCAUAGUCAUCGUGAAGUAAAGCCCUGAACGAAACCCCCAACAACCUCUUUGAUCUGUGUGUUCGACCUGCGAGCAACUUGGCCAGCGGAUCGUUCUGUGCUGACAGACUGUGGGACUGAGACGGUUUCUCCUUUUCAACAAGCCAAAUGAUGUAUUUCAUUUAAUCUGCUGGUGUAGCGUUGCACAUCAUUUUAACGUUUUAGCAUAACAAGCUGUAAGCACUCUUUAGGGGCAGAUGAACAGCAUUUGCAUGUCAAGACAUUUCAACCCAAAACACUCUAGAAAAGUCCUCAACAGGUCUCAAAACUAUCUACCUUCUGUCUGGCCACCCACCACCACCAGCAACCCCCUUUGUGUUGAGAAAACAUUAACAGUGGGCCACCUCGAAAUCAUAAUGGCCUUAAAGCUGCAGCAGGUUAUGCAUGCAUGUUGUUUUUUCUCCCAUGACUUGCAGAACCGGUAACGCUAAUGCAGUUCUGUGUUUACCAGAUAUCAGUUGAAACCAGGCUUUAGACUCCAAAGAGCACAUGACUCACUGCCAUGACCGUGCAGGAGAAAGGGUUAAUGUAGCUGUUAACAGCUUCUCAUCUGUGUUGCACUGAACAGUUAUUCAUAAACCGACCUGCUGAACAAAAAGGACAUCAUCAGUAGAGAAGCUCGAUUUGGAGGAUUUGUUGUUGUGUUGCUCAGCGGUGUGAACGCACAGCGAGGCCUUUAUACAGGGCUGAAAAAAUACUAGAUUUGCACAGUAAGGAAUACUGUUUAUGAGCUUUUUUAAAUAUGUGUUUUAUAUUACUUUGUAUUUUUCCAAAACAGAUUGUAGGACAUUUUACACAUAGGUGAAGCUAUAAAGAAAAGAUAUCUACAGCACUAUUAUGCAUAGAAAUAUUAAAGGCACGGCGUUCUGUGCAACUUCUAAAAAGAGCUGCUGCAGAUGGAAAUCUGUGCAAGUCAGUGGCAACUCUUUUCUGUUUGACUCUAAGUGCCCCGGUGGACAUCACCUUGCUACAGACAUGCCUGUUCUUGUCGUUUGAAGGGUUCUUUGUAAACAUGUAAACCUUUGAAAGGAAACACAUGAGACGAGAGAUGAAGUUUUUUUCGGGUGCAUCAGAUGCAACGCGGCAUCAUGAAUGAAUCCUCUAAAUCAGGAUUUUCAGAGCAGCGACACGGAGCUUCUCUUCUGCCUGCUGAUUUCACUGCUGUUUCACUUGUAGUCUGUGAUGAUACUCAAUAAA